CGCGCCAUCUCAAAGUAACACAUUGUUAUCUCCCAUUGUCCUAUAUUGGAAAACGAGUGUGUAAUUUCGGGGGAAUAUUAUGCGGCAUAAAAGCGUGUGUUGUUAACAGAAAACCCUAUCGUAUAACUGGAACGGAUUAUCUUCAGAUAUCAUACAUAUCAAACAUGCGUGCACCGUAAAUGGAGUGCCAAUUACUAUAGUAUGGUUGAGGGAAUGACUGGAGUUGGAGGAUUUAUUGAUAUGGGAUUAGAAAUUCAAAUUUUACUAUACACGUGAUCGGUGCGAGGUGGAGUAGCCAUGAUGUCUAGCAUAAGACUUGCUGAACUUUCUCUUGGAAAGUGUUGCAAUGUUUUGUAUAAAAUAUGGCGACGAGAUAAACGUGUUUUCCUGGUUUUAACGAUAUUACUGACGUAUAUAAGCUAUUCUCUUUAUGGAUCACUGACGAUGCCGGUGAGAUUUUUAUUUGUGAAUGAAAACAUCAAUAAGCAAUGUAUUAUACCAGAUCUCGACCCGUUUGAUAAAUCCAUUAUGAAAUAUGUAUGGAGUCCUGAUCCGAUUCAUUGUGACCCGGCGCCGGAUUUAGUUUAUGUUGAUACACGUGGUUUAUUGAUAUAUAAUCAAUCAGCAUUCAAAUUCUACGGAGAUACUAAUUAUAAAUGCAGCUAUUCACCUUUGUUUAGACCUAAGAAUGACGAUUAUAAAGUACAAUUUGGAGACGAGAAAAACAUGGAUAUUCCUUUCCAGGUGCCAUAUGACUUUUAUAGAAUACGCUGUUACACUUCCGGUGAUAAACUCAUUUAUGAUACUCUACAGGAAAGUGUCUUUGUUACUGACAGUUUCAAGAAAGAAAAAGGCGACGAGGACAGUAAGUCAUCAAAAUACAGUGUAAUAAUGUUUGGAAUAGAUUCUACUUCUAGAUUAUCUGCUAUCCGCAAACUUCCAAAAACUUACAGAUAUUUGACAGAAGAUUUAGGUGCACAUAUAUUCAAAGGGUAUAUGAAAGUUGGUGAUAAUACAUUCCCAAACUUAGUGCCAGUACUGACUGGCAAACGACCAGGGACGGACGACAUUCCAAAUCCAGGCGGAGGUAAAUACGACCUCAAAAAUUUUCCGUUUAUAUGGAAGAACUUUUCCCGCGAAAAUUAUGCAACGUUCUUCGCCGAGGAUUAUCCUAUUAUUGCAGCAUUUAACACAGAAGCUACAGGUUUUAAAGAUCCACCAACCGACCACUAUAUGAGGCCUUGGAUGCUAGGGCUUAGAAAUAUAGGAUUCGCAUCUGAGGUCCUGAAGUCGGUUCUUCUUCCUUUAGAGUACAAAAAUAUGAACGUGGGCAAAUCUUCGUCAUUAUGCUAUGGAAACAAGCCAAUUUUUAAACAUCUAAUUAAUUAUUAUAAAAGGUUUAUAAGGCAGUAUAAGACUAAGUUGAAAUUUUCCUUCUCGUGGCUAGUGCAGAUAUGCCAUGAGUUCAUUAAUUACCUGGAAUUAGGUGAUAACGACUUUUUUGAGUUUUUAAAGUUUCUUAAAGAAGAUGGUCACCUAGAAAAUGCUUUCUUGAUAUUCUUUAGUGACCAUGGCUCACGAAUAGACGAUAUUCGGAACACCUUUGUUGGGAGAAUAGAAGAAAGGAUGCCUUUGUUAUCGGUAGUGCCUCCAAAAUCGUUCGAAACUCAACAUCCGAAUGCAUUUAAAAAUCUUAAAGACAACUCUGAAAGACUUACUUCAAACUUCGAUUUAUUUGAGCUAUUAAAUGAUAUUUUAAAAUCCGAUUUUGAAGAAACAUUGACAUUUCAUUCACAUUCGAAACGAGGCAUAAGUUUAUUCCGUCCUAUACCGGUAACCCGGUCAUGCGCAGAUGCCUCCAUUCCUGAACAUUUUUGCGCCUGUUAUGGCUCCGAAAAGAUAGGUUUAACAAAUCCGUUAGUUGUUAAAGCAGCGGACUAUGCAGUGUCACAUUUAAAUAUGUUACUACGAAAGUAUAAUCACAUAUGUGCUGAAUUAUUUUUAUUUAAAAUUCACGAAGCACAGCAAAUAUCUCUAGGACUAUCGCCAAAAGGCGAGGAGGAAAAUCGCUGGACAAUCUACAAGUUCUUUUCAACACCGGAAGCAGAAAAACAAAAACGUUUCCUAGUUAUAUUUGAGACAUCACCGGGUAAUGCUAUGUUUGAAGCUACUGUAAAUUAUCAUACAGAGACUGGUUUAGAAAUUAUGGAUGAGAUAAGUAGAACUAACAAAUACGGGAACACUUCUGUUUGUGUUCCAGAGAAACCACUUCGACGGUAUUGUUAUUGCAAAGCCAUGCUAAAGUCUUGAUAAUACCAUCAACAUGUGACUUGUGUGUUUGAUAAAAUUUUCUAUAAGCUUGAAAGAUUUUAACACUUUAAAGGGCCCAAUUUGAAUGGUUUUAUACGUGUACUUAUUUAAGCACACCUGCUAGGCGACGGUUAUAUAGAAAACCGUUUAUACAUGACCAUAUAAUCUGAGUAAAAGUAUUUAACACUCUGAACAAAUUAUUUGACUGUAGUAUUUAGUUACAAUUAUUUCCUGUUCUAAACAUUUUUUCAAAUGAAAACUAUUGAUUUGUUGUUAUUUUAUGAAUCACUGUAACUUAUAGCCAAUGUCAUUUUCAUGUAGAAAUUAAAUAAUUCAAUGAAAAUCAAUAUGCUUACGAGAGAGUUUGUCCGGUGGUUAUGAAUUUGAAUCAACUGACAAAAUGCCAUCCAAUAUGUUUUGCUGCUAGACAAUUCGACCAGAUUAUCUACAUUUACUAUGCAGGAAAUUAAAACUAAUCUUUAUUCCACCCUUGAAUGUUCCGGUCAUUUUAAUAUUCAUUUUCAAAAAUAUAUUUUUUGUAGUGAUAUCUACUUAAUUGUUAUAACCCGGAUAUGUACAGAUAUUAUACUUUAGUGAUGCAUAAGUUUUUUACUUGCACAAUUGUUUAAUUUAUAGCUCAACUUAUCAAAGAAAAGUUUGCCACUUUUUUCAACUUCCUGUACAAAAUUGUAUCUCAUCAACCUCUUAAAAUAUAAAUUUUACCUGUUA
Molecule: messenger RNA, 3039 nt
Organism: Ruditapes philippinarum (Manila clam)
Lineage: Eukaryota; Metazoa; Mollusca; Bivalvia; Venerida; Veneridae
Exons: 3
Coding region: 298-2310 (670 amino acids)
Source: RefSeq, a predicted model, not a curated record